AUGAAUGUAACCCUUGUAAACGAUCGUUCAGAGCAGUAUAUUAGAAAUCAACUAGUAUUUUUUGACCGCAAAUGGAUGCUGCAAUUGCGUUUCUUUUUGGGCACUAAAUUUGAUAAAUUAUUUGAUAAAGAAGGAAAAUCAAAGGGGAGAUUGCUUGAAGAUGAGAUUGGUAUGGUUAACAUUGGAAUUAUGGAAAACGCGUUAAAGGAACGUUUAAAAGAAUUGUCAAAAUAUGUAAAGGGCAAAGAGAAAAAUAAAAAAGAAGCCUCAUUUUUAACUUUGAUAUAUGAUAUAGCUGUUUUGGACAUAAAUAGAAAACAUGACAAACCUUUGGCUGUUUUAGGCAAAAAAGAAAAACAACUAAUCUCGAAUUAUUACAAAAAUAAAGAAAUUGAAUUGCCAGAAAAUAUAGUAGAGUUGUUAGAUGAAAAUAUUAUUCCAGACUCUAAAGUGAAAGAUUUAAACAAAAAAUUAAUAGGGAGUAAAAAAGUUGGAGUUCCUUUUGAUUUAUUUUUUUGCGCUGGUGGAGUAAAUGACAAGAUACGCGAGAAAUAUUUGGGCAAGUUUUGUUUAAAAGAAAAUAUAAAUUAUGGGGUUGUUGUUUUUGACAAAAAAUAUUCGGACAAGGUCUUUGAAGAAAACAUUGCCUUCUUAUUUAAUGACCCAAUGACGGAGAUGGAGACACAUCUAUCAAAGCAAAAUAUAAAUGAAUUGAAAACUGAUUUUCUUUCUGUAAAACUUAAAGAAAAUUAUCUAAAUUUGAAAGAAAAGAUUAUUAAAGGAAUUGAGGAAGGGGAGGAGAAGAGUAAGAAUAAAAUAGAGGAGGAACCUCAUCAAACAUCGAAAGAAAAAAUAGUUGCAACUAUUUUUGAGUCAAACUCGACGUUAUUUAUUACAUCAAAAACACCUUUGGCAUUGGUAGAGUUUAUUGAAGAAUUUAAAAAUGAAAGAAACAAGCUGGCUAAAGAGUUUUGCGAGAUCAAAGGUUGGAGCUUAAAGAAGAAAAAAAUUAAAAAAGUUUUGAAAAAAUAUGACGAUUUUUAUGAUAAAUUGCAGAAAAGAUGGGCUAAAGCUGUUUUAGAAUAUUCAUAUCAUAAAGAGUUGGAAAGAAGAGGAUUGACAGGUGUGGAUAAUGAAACAGCUGUUAAGCAAGUAGUUGUUAUGGAGGAAGGUAUAAAAGAGAAGACAAAAUCAGAGAGAAAACAUAACGCCAAAGAAAUUGGUCAAGAACCACAAAUUCUUAAAUUUAACCCUUACAGUAUAAAUACAAACACAUUCUGGUUGGCAAUUUAUGGAAUUGAAAACCCUGUAAAAGUAAUUUCUGGAAAAAGAGAUUCGGCAAUUAUUGCAGCUAUAGGUGAUGCAAAUACAAGUGCUAAUCCUAAGACAGUGAGUGGUAUGAGCACAGGCAAGUUCCUAAUUUAG
Molecule: messenger RNA, 1425 nt
Organism: Meloidogyne enterolobii
Lineage: Eukaryota; Metazoa; Nematoda; Chromadorea; Rhabditida; Meloidogynidae
Source: the annotation of a GenBank genome assembly